This is a messenger RNA of Adineta ricciae, 1368 nucleotides long. NCBI's taxonomy places the organism in Eukaryota, Metazoa, Rotifera, Eurotatoria, Adinetida, Adinetidae. The record is from the annotation of a GenBank genome assembly.
AUGGUCGAACCAUCGACAGCAUCAUCAGGCUUGUGGCGUGCUGUGUUACCAAUUUGUAUUAUAUGCGUUCUGUAUUUAAGCUCUUUUUUCCUAUUUGUUUGUGCGACAAACUCAUUAAUCUACUCAACCGUAUGUCUUCUUCGAGCUAACGCAUCAUUUUGUGCUCAGAUCGACCAAAAUCAAUCAUUUCAUGCUUUACAAGAAUCAAUUCAAAAAGAAAGUUCACAAUGGACUCUCUAUGGUACUUUAUCAUUCUCAAUCAUCGCUUGUAUUCUUUCUCCUAUUUAUGGAAGUUUAUCUGAUACAAAAAAUCGUAAACUGCCCAUUGUCUUAACGAUCUUUGCUAACAUUGUCAAUGGUUUCGGCGGCGGAGCAUUGAUACUGAUUUCAUCGUGUUUUGGUUAUGCUACUGAUCCUUGUACAGACAAAGACCAACAAGUUCAAACUAUUGCAUUGAUUGAAGCAUCAUUGAAUAUUGGCGUUGUUAUUGGUUAUUUACUAUGCACAUUUAUUUUUGAAGUACAUGCUCGCAUUUGGCAUAUUUUGCUAACACAUGUUCUUCUUCUUGUUCUCACACUCAUUGUUAGUCUUGUUUUCCUUCGAACUCGUUCAGUGGCUCAAGCGUCAAGGAUUAACUUGCGACAAAAGCUCAUGCGUCCUCUAGUUGAUACUCAUGAUUUAUUCGUUGGUUUAAGGCAAAAUUCUCUGCUCGUAUCAUUUCUCAUACUUUUGAUCGCACUUUUCUUCUAUGAUCUCUUUCGUAUGGGCUCGUCGUCAAUUAUUUAUUUGUAUUUACAUCAAAUGUCAUUUGAUGACGCACAUUACGCAGCAUAUUUUACAUUUGAACAGUUAGCAACUUGUUUAGCAUUGAUCAUCUUGGCGGUAAUGAGACGACGAUGGAAUGUUAAUGAUCUUUAUCUCGCCUGUGUUGGUCUAUGUCUUUCUUUAGUUGGACCAUUUCUAUUUGCAUUCGCAAGAAAUAAUAGAGCAAUGAUUUUCGGAGCAAUUCCAUCUUCGAUGUUUUGUAUUUAUUUUUCCGUAUGCUUAAGAUCUGUUAUUGCACGAUUAGUGCCUGAACAAGAUAAAGGCAAAGCGUUUGGUUUUGUUGCAUUGAUACAAAAUCUCGAUGUCGUAGUUGGUACAAUUACAUGUGUGGAAAUUUAUCAAGCUUCAAUUGAUUUUUUUCCUGGUCUUGUCUUCGUUUUUGCUGCAAUCACAAGAAUACUAGCAUUAAUUCUCAUUUUAACACAAGCUAUUUGUAUUACUCGAACACCUCAAUUAGCCAUAGCCACGCCUGUGGAUGAAAGUGAACAACCUAUUUUAGAUACUGAACCGAAUGAAACUGAUGAACAGUUAGUUCAUGCAUAA